This is a messenger RNA of Guillardia theta CCMP2712, 667 nucleotides long. RefSeq lists its product as hypothetical. The record is from RefSeq and is a predicted model, not a curated record. Bases 148 to 561 code for a protein of 137 amino acids. The transcript has a single exon. NCBI's taxonomy places the organism in Eukaryota, Cryptophyceae, Pyrenomonadales, Geminigeraceae.
ACCCCCGCCCUCCGGCUCAACCGCCCUCUUCCCAUCCUCGGAGCGAGAUCUCCCACACACCCCGGCCUCAAAAUCCCUGUCCAUCAAAUCUCGUCCUUCUUUCCCUCACUGUGUCUACGCGUCUGCUCAAAAGAUCAAGGUUCCACGAUGAAGCUUUCGGAAAUAACACCAAGGGGUCAAAUGCUUGUUGGUUCCAACGUGGUCGCCACAUUUUGUAUUGUUGCGGUACUCCUGGUUGCUACUACAAGAACACGAAAAUGCCAACAAAGCAAAAGAAAUUACGAGCCGAACGCCCAAGAAAGAUCGAAGAUAGACCAUGACCUCAAAGAAAUUUUCGCCAUCCUCGAUGAUGCAGAAAGGAUGGGAUAUAUCCAUGUCACGAGCCCACCAGAGGAAAAGCAUGCAGACUGGGAGGUGAUCGGUCAAUGGCUCACCUGCUGCAGUGUGUAUGUUGCUGCAAAUGUAAACAUUUUUCAUCGUGCGCAUUCUCGGAAAGUAACUUCCAAGCAUCAACACGACGCUCAGCAUCGUGUUUUGUCUCGCUGGAUCGAUAUGGACUGAAGUGCUCAAAGUACAACUUUAUUCUUUUCUACAUUUUUCCUUUUCUACCCAUCUUUCGUUUUUGAAUCUCUUUUUCUCCCAUGAAAUAAAAAUCGUCAUCGAAUUG